ACAAAUUUCAAAAUGGCAGACGCUUACGAAGGAGUCAGUCGUGGUACUUUGAAGCUAAAAGGAGUUACAGAUGGAGGUGUUAAGAAAAAGAAAAAGAAGAACAAGGCAAAGAAGGCGCUUGAAGAUAUAUCUCAGAGUACCUCUAAAGGAAAAAUUGAUCGAAGUGAAGAGGAUCACGAAGAGGAAACGGUGGAUACACGGACACCAGCCGAAAUGGCUUAUGAUAAAAUCAAAGAGAAAAGAGCAGCAGAGAGGAUUUUGAAGAAGGCAGAGAAAACCCACAAACAAAGAGUUGAGAAAUUUAAUGAUUAUCUUGAUGGUCUCUCAGAACAUUAUGACAUACCAAAAGUCAGCUGGACUAAAUGAUCUUCCCAUCAUUUUGAUAACAUUAAUCAGUCGCUCACUGGAGAGAAAGCAAUAAAACUGUUCCUUUUCACAGUGGAUUUUGCAAGGAAAAACAUACUGUACAUAAGAUUUAUCAUUAAAGUGAUAUACCACUAAUAGUCCUGAAUUGCAAGGGUCUCACCAGAGAGCAUUAGGUAACAUUAGAACAGGAGAUGUUUUGCAACAUCACAGUGAUUGAUUCAUUUCAGUAGAAGUGGGUAAAGAGAGGGGGACCCCUUCCAGCCCACUUGCCUACUGCCGUCCCCAUGAAUAGUAAGAAAGGAUGCUCUCCUACCCCUACUCUGCUAUAGAAACCUAAAGAAGACAGCAAGUAGUUGAGACUCACUUGCUGUUAGUAAAUAUGCACACACUUUAGGCUUUGAAUUAAUCAACAACUGCACAUGUGCUUGUAAAAUCCCAUUUUUACUCUGACAGUUGUAUCGCCUUUGAUAACUUGGUAACUUUGAUAACACAAGAAGGCCAAACUAAAUGAGGAAAGUAAGUGUACAAUCACACUUAAACUGAUUUUAAUCAAAGAUAACUCAAACACAUAUAACUAUUUAUUUAUUUACACACAAAAUAUUCUUAUACUUCAUUUAGCUUACACAAAAUCAGUAUUGUUACAACAGUGUUUCAGGUGGCAUCUCCUGUGUAACCAAACAUGCUUACAGAAUACCUUUGCUUUGCAUCCUUUACAGCUGUUCUUUGGGUUUUCUUUCUAAGUGUUCAGUUACUCCUGAUAGAGCAGCUGUACAAAGGACUAGCAUUUGCAUGGUUAAAUGUCAUCCUGUUAAUGAAUUAUAGAUGUUUUGACUUAAUGUUUCCAAAUAAUAUUGGAAUGUUAGGAUGGAGGAAAUCCUGAUGUGAACAGAGCACAGCUGUAGAGAGGGGGUGGGGUAAAUUUAUUUUGAACCUUUUUGCUUUCCCAAGGUUUUCAUUCUUACAACAACCUCAAUAGAAAACUGUCUCAUUUGUCCCAGACUUCUUGGUCUUGCCAAUUCAAAAUGAUGGCUACAACACUAUAUCAGAAUAUUUAGCACCUGCUUGCUGGAAAGUAUACCUGCUAUAAAUACUGAAAGGGUUUGAGGUAACAUGAAACUAUCAAAACUAACAUGCUGCUUACUUUGCUCAAAUUUGAUAACUGAAUAAAGCUGUAUGUUUUCUUAAGUCUUUAUAAAAAUUGUUUGUAAUUAAAAAAGAACAUGAUAAUAAUUAGAAAAAAAUACAUUGACAAAAGAAUUGCAAUGAGUUUUUUGUAACAAGUAUAUUGUAGUUUAAGGUCUGUAUUGUUUUAAAGUCAGCUCUUCCAACAUGUCAUUAAUAGAUACCUCAACUUUCAUCUGAGUAACAAGAUUUCUAAGUCUACCCAGAACACCACUUGGAGGCUCACAGCGCUCAAAUUUGACAUUUCUGCCAAACCUUGCCUGACAAACAGCUCUUAAAUCAGAACAGGUAUUAUCAGCUAAACCGAAUGAGACAGCAUC
Molecule: messenger RNA, 1868 nt
Organism: Pocillopora verrucosa
Lineage: Eukaryota; Metazoa; Cnidaria; Anthozoa; Scleractinia; Pocilloporidae
Product: protein FAM32A-like
Cellular component (GO): nucleolus
Source: RefSeq, a predicted model, not a curated record